AUGUUGCUCCAAGCUAAUACUCCAAUGCUCUCCGUCUUCGUAAUACUCUGUCUCACCUUCAUCAGUUCAAGAUGUGACGACCAGUCGAAUCAGCGUGGCGAAAUUCCGCGUAGCGCAAACCAGAUCAAAAUGGCAGUUCAACCUCAGUGCGGCACCUUAUCUUCAGAUAAGUUCGUCAACUUUAACACGGGCAUUAACCUCGAUCAGAUCAAAACUAUCUACAGCUUCGGGGACAGCUGGACCUCAAACGGAAAUUAUAAAGGUGGUGUUCCCCAACCGGCAGUCCCCAAAGGUACUGAACCGCAUUAUGGAGGACGUGCAUGCAAUGGCCCCAUGUGGACAGAAGAUUUAGCUUCCGGUGGCAAAACACUCAAGAGCUAUGCUGUCGGGGGGGCUACUAUCGACCGCACUGUGUGGAAGGCACGAGCAACAAAGACCGACAUGGUUGGCCAUGUUGACACGUUCCUCAGUCAAAAGAUAACUGUAGAACCUGAAUCGAGUUUGGCCACCAUAUUUUACGGUCUCAAUGAUUACUCAGCGUCUCUCCAAGGGCCGGGAAGCUUUGAAGAAGCGGUCAAACAGCUUUUCAAUCAGACAGAGCGAUUGAUAAGUGCUGGAUUGACGCAGUUCAUUGUUGUUUCACCUCCUUACACCCACGAGAUAGUUAAACAGUUCGACAGCUCAAUAUGGAACGGUUUCAAAAAGCUCAAAGAAUCAAAAAAUAUUGAAUUCGCAUACGUUGACUUAGUAGCCCUGUUUGAUGCCAUUCAUGCCGAUCUAAACUCAUUCGGAUAUAAAUCGGACCAGGCGUGUCUAAAGUCUCCAGACACAACGGUCGGGGGAUGUGAAAAUCCAAACGAAUAUUUGUAUUGGAUUCCAUCUCAUCCACAGUACCAGACACAACAAUUAAUGGCUGAUUGGGUUCGCACCGUGUUGGAAAAAUGCCACCAACCAAACAGCAACAGAAGAAAACGUGCGAAUUCUUCCAAGUUACAUUUGUGA
Messenger RNA from Puccinia graminis f. sp. tritici CRL 75-36-700-3, 1002 nucleotides. RefSeq lists its product as uncharacterized. Bases 1 to 1002 code for a protein of 333 amino acids. The transcript is spliced from 8 exons. Gene Ontology annotation, molecular function: hydrolase activity, acting on ester bonds. Lineage: Eukaryota; Fungi; Basidiomycota; Pucciniomycetes; Pucciniales; Pucciniaceae. The record is from RefSeq and is a predicted model, not a curated record.